Molecule: messenger RNA, 1697 nt
Organism: Klebsormidium nitens
Lineage: Eukaryota; Viridiplantae; Streptophyta; Klebsormidiophyceae; Klebsormidiales; Klebsormidiaceae
Source: the annotation of a GenBank genome assembly
AUGGACCAGCAGUCUGUUGAGGAUCCUGGGGACCGCCAUCGCAGCAGCUUGGACCAGCAGGAGCAGAGGCAGGCUAUCUCCUUCGCUGAUGUGGACCCUUGCGGCAAGGCAGUGCCCAUGAUGAGUCUGCCAAGGAGGCAGGAAGGGUGGGCAUCCCGGCAUCCGGGAUUGGCAGCUGUGCGCAGGAGGCGCCAGCCAUUGACACGUUCGCCCCCCAACCUGAGCAGUGAGUGCAGCCCUGGGGCUGUGGAGAUGCAGGAGAUGGCUGCGGCAGCCUUGUGCAAACUGGACAACAAGAGAUUCGUGCAGCCGUCUCCCCCUCCUACUACCUGCUGUGGCGUUGUCCCCGGGGGCGUUCUACAUCCAUCGCGUGAGAUCGUUCCCAAGGCCAAGCAAGGCGAUGAGGUUGGGGGGCGCAGGGGCAGUACACCAAUAGUGAAGGGCAUGGAGGAAUUCUGCUACACUAUGUGCACACCUGUUGACUCCAGGGGAAUUGCAGCAAUGAAGACAACAUAUGCUGCACAACCUGCCAUGGGCAUGCGGCAAAAAGUACAGAGAAUGUCUCAUCACCAAGCCACAUGUCAUGGUGGCGGCGAAAUCUGCGUCAAGCGCCCUUCGUAUGGCUUCGGGGAAGAUUCCCGGCCAACCUGUUGCAGCUCACACAAGGAGACGGGGAUGGAGGAUCUUAUCAGCGCCAGAUGCAGCUUCACCGGCUGCCGCACAAUCGCUUCGUACGGUGUUCAGGUCCCUGGCAGCCAUGUGAUCCGUCGCACGCGCUGCAAGGCUCAUGGUACUUCGCAGAUGAUGUGCGCGACCAAAGGCCUCCCAUGCAGAGCCCCGGGGGAUUGCAAGACACGUCCCUCGUACGGCUGGCCCAACAAGCUCACUGGUGAGCACCGCGCCCGCCCCGAGCGCUGCAAGAUGCACUUGCUUCCGGCAAUGGAGUACAUGGGCUCCUCUGCGCGGGCCAAGAAAAGGAGACAGCUUGAGAUGGUCAAGCAGCCUGUGAAGAAGCCGCCACACCACCCAGACACCCACCGGCGAGUGCGUCGGCCGUUCUUUCCGGUUUCAAAGCUUACGCCCUGGACCCACUCGACGUGCAAGAGCGCCGCAAUUUCAGCCCUGAUCCUUGAGCCUGUUCUGGGCGACAUCAUGAAGAUGGACGCAACCGAAGACCCGCCCGAAGCCGGCCGGGCGCGGUGUACCCAUGGUUGCAUGCGCAGAUGGCCUGACGCGGGGCGUGAAUUGCUGGCAGCUUCUGAGAGCUCGACAGAGGAACAGGCCUCGGAGGGCUGGACGAUGCAAUGGAGGGAGCUGAAGGAGCAUGGCGACCAGGGCAUGCUGCCGGAGCUGGAACAGAUGGAGGAAUCCACCAAAGACGAGAUGGGGCUCUUCAUCAGGCCCUGCACGCCAGAGCUGGCGGACAUGGCCGAGUUGGACGCACUUUUUCCGUCGAGCUGGGGCCGCUUGGACAGCCCCGACAUUGGAGCGAUUCUUCAGAUUGUGAACGACGCUCAAGACUUGGUGUGAGGCCUAUUGGUUUGUACAGAGACAGGGUCCUGUUAAUCCCGCGCAAAGCGUGGGGAUGCUUGGUCUUGCUCGUGGACGAAGACUCUGAACUGGGCUGCUAUCCUAGCAUUCUGGAUGUUCUUUAGCAUUAUGUACAAAACGACGACGUGUGUGCGGCAAACCCCCAC